Molecule: messenger RNA, 2452 nt
Organism: Drosophila nasuta
Lineage: Eukaryota; Metazoa; Arthropoda; Insecta; Diptera; Drosophilidae
Gene: Gprk1
Product: G protein-coupled receptor kinase 1
Exons: 15
Coding region: 249-2351 (700 amino acids)
Biological process (GO): regulation of signal transduction; protein phosphorylation; G protein-coupled receptor signaling pathway
Molecular function (GO): G protein-coupled receptor kinase activity; G protein-coupled receptor binding; ATP binding
Source: RefSeq, a predicted model, not a curated record
UAAUCUUCAGACAUACAUACAUAAACCUAUAUACAUACGUAUGGACAUAGGUUUUUUGAUUUAAUUUUUUCUCGCAGCGCCUCAACAAAUAAUUAAAAACUGCGUAAAUGUUAAUGCUUUGAAAAUCGCGUACCUCGUCGUGUGUGUGCCAUUUAAUCGUAUCAACUUGCUGGAGUCAAGUGAUAAGAAAAAUUGGUGAAGAAAACGUAAACAUAACACAUAUUGUACAUACUACACCGUUAAACGAAAUGGCAGAUUUGGAGGCUGUUCUAGCUGAUGUCAGCUACUUGAUGGCUAUGGAAAAGUCGAAGUGUACACCAGCCGCAAGAGCCAGCAAGAAGUUAAUAUUACCAGAUCCCAGUGUCAGAAGUGUUAUGUAUAAAUACCUGGAAAAGGAAAACGAACUCAGCUUUCACAACAUUUUUAAUCAAAUUAUAGGUUAUUUGUUGUUUAAGGAUUUCUGCGAAAACGACUCCGAAGAACCAAUUCAACAGCUAAAAUUCUAUGAACAGAUAAAAAAUUUUGAAAAAACGGAGUGUUACGAAGAGCGCAAGAAGUUGGCAAGAGAAAUUUAUGACAAUUUCAUAAUGGAGGAAAUGCUGUCACACACUUAUGAAUACUCGAAAGAUGCUGUCGCUAAUGUCCAAAAGUAUUUAUUAAAAAAUGAAGUUCCUGUGAAUUUAUUUGAACCAUAUAUGGAGGAAAUCUUUGGCCAACUUAAAGGCAAACCGUUUAAAAAGUUUUUAGAAAGUGACAAAUUUACGAGAUUUUGCCAAUGGAAGAAUCUGGAGCUCAAUAUACAGUUAUCAAUGAAUGACUUUAGCGUACAUAGAAUAAUAGGACGUGGAGGAUUUGGAGAGGUCUACGGUUGCCGAAAAGCUGAUACAGGAAAAAUGUACGCAAUGAAAUGCUUGGAUAAAAAGCGCAUUAAGAUGAAACAGGGCGAAAUGCUGGCAUUAAAUGAACGCAAUAUGCUGCAAGCAGUUAGCACAGGAAUUGAUUGCCCGUUCAUUGUGUGCAUGACAUAUGCGUUUCAUACCCCGGAUAAAUUGUGUUUUAUAUUGGAUUUAAUGAAUGGCGGAGACUUGCAUUAUCAUCUAUCACAACAUGGAGUUUUCAACGAAGAUGAAAUGAAAUUCUAUGCAGCUGAGGUCAUUUUGGGUUUGGAACAUAUGCAUAAGCGCUGUAUUGUUUAUCGCGAUCUGAAGCCUGCUAACAUUUUGCUUGAUGAAAAUGGACAUAUUCGAAUAUCUGAUUUAGGAUUAGCAUGUGACUAUUCCAGAAAAAAACCCCACGCUUCUGUGGGCACUCAUGGAUAUAUGUCACCUGAAGUAUUAUCGAAGGGAACAUCUUAUGAUUCAUGUGCCGAUUGGUUCAGUUUCGGUUGCAUGCUCUACAAACUACUCAAAGGGCAUUCACCAUUCCGACAGCAUAAGACUAAAGAUAAACAUGAGAUCGACAGAAUGACAUUAACUAUGAAUGUCGAACUUCCAGAUACCUUUUCUGUGGAGCUACGGAACUUAUUGGACAUGCUUCUGCAAAGAGAUGUACCCAAGCGACUUGGCUGCAUGGGAAACGGUGCUGAUGAAGUCAAAAUGCACAAUUUCUUUUCGGGAAUUGAUUGGCAUCAAGUUUAUAUUCAAAAAUAUACUCCACCUUUAGUACCACCUCGUGGCGAGGUCAAUGCCGCCGAUGCCUUUGAUAUUGGAUCUUUUGAUGAGGAAGAUACCAAGGGCAUUAAAUUAAACGACAGUGACCAGGAUCUCUAUAAACAUUUUUCAUUAACAAUCUCCGAAAGGUGGCAGCAAGAAGUAUCUGAAACAGUAUUCGAAACAAUCAACAUGGAAACCGAUAAAAUCGAGCAAAAGAAAAAAUCUAAACAAAAACAGCACUUUGAUGCCGAUGAAAAAGAAUCAGAUUGUAUACUGCAUGGUUAUAUAAAAAAGUUGGGAGGAUCGUUUGCAUCAUUAUGGCAAACUAAAUAUGCUAAGUUGUAUCCAAAUCGCUUGGAACUUUAUUCUGAAAGUGGAAAUAACAAGCCGGAACUUAUAUUCUUGGACCAAGUAGAGGAUAUUUCAUCUGACUUUAUUCAAUACAAAAAUGAGCAAUGCAUUCAAAUACGUGUCAAUGACGGCAGUCGCGAUGGAAGGAUAAUUUUGACAAACUCGGAUGAAAUCGGCUUAAAGGAGUGGUCGUUGUCAUUGAGAUCGGCACACAAAAUGUCACAGGAUCUUUUAGGAUCGAUGGCUAAAAAAGCUGGGAAGAUUUAUGGCAGUGAGAGGGAUGCAAACAAAUCAAUGUACAUUCUUGGAGGGAAUUGUUCAACAAAAUCGUCAAAUGGCUCCAAUUAAAUAUUACAUGUAAUGAAAUUUAUUAUGUCAUAUAAUAGGUUUCCCUGCUCUGAAACUCUCUGAAAAAAAACAAAUAGUUUCAAUCAAUGUGAAAAGAAUCC